Cryptotermes secundus is the source of this 2559-nucleotide messenger RNA. Its product is annotated as alkylglycerol monooxygenase. Lineage: Eukaryota; Metazoa; Arthropoda; Insecta; Blattodea; Kalotermitidae. Gene Ontology annotation, biological process: lipid biosynthetic process. Gene Ontology annotation, molecular function: iron ion binding; oxidoreductase activity. Gene Ontology annotation, cellular component: endoplasmic reticulum. The transcript is spliced from 7 exons. The coding region runs from base 1119 to 2261 and encodes 380 amino acids. The record is from RefSeq and is a predicted model, not a curated record.
GUAAAGUCCGAGUGAGACGGCACCUCCCCAUGAAUCUUGCUCGCAAUCAGAGCCCCGUCUACUUCUUCGUUCAAGAACGUCAUCAGCGCGGAGAGGUUGCCUUCCGCCGUAUUUGUCCUUUUGGAAUGGAUAAGCCAGCGGCGGCAGAGGGCGUCGGGGAAGGCUCGCAGAAUUUUCGGGGCAAGCACCCGACCGUAGGCAUCGACGUCCUCACCCAAUGCUAUUAGCGCCUGGAUCCGCCUGUUACAUUCAACAUACGUCGUAUUCAGGGAUUCCGGGUCAUCGUGAAGGGCUGGACUAAGGUUCUCUAAGUAAUCCAGAUGAGCCUGAAUGAUCCGGUUCUUGUCUCCAUAUUUAGACCGAAGGAUUUUCUUGGUCUGCUCGUAGGUGUCCGCAAUUACAGGAAUGCCAUCCACGAGACGCUUAGGUUCUCCCUCUAAAUAUCCUCUCAAAAACACGUGCUUUUCAGUCUGAGACACUGACGGGUUCUGGUCGACGGACGAUUGGAACUGCUCCCAAAAUCGAGACCAUGCUUCUACAUUCCCGGCGAAGGGCUCUAGUUUCAUCGUGGGCAAUCUAACAAAACUCGGAGCAGCGACUACGGGAACCGAGGGUGUCACACUGAGAGCGGACGUUGAAGCGGCUAGCCUCUCGUCCAGCCCCUUCGCGGCGCGAUGUAUAGCACGCUUGGCCGAGUCAAUAUAUUCCUCACAUUUUUCAACAUCCGUCGGGAAAUCGCUGUCUGAUAGCAAAUCAUGUAUCGCCUCGUCUAAUACAACAAGUUUGUUCAAUGUCUCCUGAAGUCUGCCUUGUGAGUACUGAUAAUCGUCCGCUGGAGUUGUCUCUGUAUACCCAUUUAUCUCCGAGACAAAGCGAGUUACGUUCGCCCUUUCUCUGGUGCGUUUGCGCUUCAAGUUGUGAAGCUUGUCUGCAGAUGGCUCUGCCAUCGAAGGUCGCACUCUGUAUUACCGACUGAACAGCUGGAGCAGGACUAGUGCCGUGGGUAGCGUUGCAGUCGCUUAACGGCUAACGGUAAUUUCACAAUGUGUACCAGGCAAACUAACACGGCUCUACGUAUAAACAGAAUGCAGUCCUCACCUUCGUGUCCAGCACAAUAGAUGUGCGCGAUCAGAUCCUACUACGGCAGUAAGAGUUCACGUUACAAAUACGUUUCCCCUCGUGGCGUAAUGGCAUGUUCGCAGCGGCGUUCCGCGUACUCCAGUCUUCCAAUCCACUCUUCCUUCAAGGCAUCUGAGUCUUGUCUUGUAAGAAAGUGUUCCGGGUCCUCGAGGUUGCUUCGUGGCGUGAUCUACUGUAAUCCCGGGUUUCGGCACCAACUUUUAUGUUGUCGAAGAGGUUCAUAUCUUAUGGGCACAGCACCAGGUGCAUCACAGCUCCGAAGAGUACAACCUGCCGGUAGGGCUGAGACACUCCAUUCUGCAGAAUUGGUGCGGCUUUCUCAGUUCCUUACACAUCAGCACAUCAACUUCUUGUAUCAAAUCUGGGUCCAUACUCGAGUCGUCAGCACACUUGGACCUCUGGAGUGGAUACUCAACACUCCCAGACAUCACAGAGUGCAUCAUGGUUGCAAUUUGUAUUGUCUGGACAAAAAUUAUGGUGGGUUCCUAAUCAUAUGGGACCGAAUCUUUGGAACAUUUGCUGAGGAGCAUAAGGAUGAAGCGAUAAUCUAUGGUUUAGUACAUAACCAACCAUCAUUUAAUCCAGUCUUUCUACAGUUAUUCUAUAAUGUAAAUGUGAUAAAGAAGUGGAAAGCUAUGAAUGGUUGGCAGGACAAAUUGGCUGCUAUUUGGAAGGGGCCAAGCUGGUUACCAGGAAAGCCUCGACUUGGAGCAACUGAGGACAAAUUAGAUAUCAGGAGCAGAGAGAAAUAUGACAUGAAACUCCCUGUAUGGAUUAACAUAUACCUGUGUCUGCAUUUUGUUGCACUGGUAAUUGUCUACCAGGAGCUUGCUCUCAAAUAUUCGGAUAUGACCCCACUGGCUGUAUUGGGAUUUGUAACCUACAUACUGGUCUCCCAGACUGUCAUCGGGAUGAUGUUUGACAAUCGCCCACACACCUGCAUAUUUGAGCUGACUCGCUGUGUUAUAUUUGUGUUCUAUGUACACAAAAGUGAUCUUACAUUGCAAGGCAGGAGUAGCAUCACACUGCUCCAGCCAUUCUUCAUACUUUCAAGCUGCUUCUGGAUUCUGCAAACCUUCAGAGUUCUUCACACAGAAGUUAAGAAAAUUAAGAAAGAAUAAAUAACAGUAUCAUAGUAUGAACGAAUUUUUUCUAAGAAAUAUACCAGCCUGCUCCCAGAAAAUGUAAUGUCUAGUCACUCUAUAGGGCCAAUGGUAGUACACAUUACAAUGUUGUCUUCUCAUGACCAGAAACAGAAUGAUCAGGCCCAUGUUACAAGCAUGACUUAUAGAUUCCUUUUAGAAAUAUCUAGGACAGCAAGAAACGUUUCUUUCAACACUGGUUAUGAAAGAAUAUUCUGUGGGGUAAUGGAAGAAAAGAUGUUCAUGCUAAUAGAUAACGACUUGUGAAUUUUUGUGA